AUGACCAGUGGAUAUUCCCACGAGCCGCAGCAGCUGAACGAGGAAGAAGCUCGGAAGGUCAAAUUCCUUCAAGCCUGUGUGGAUGCCAAGCCACUGAAGAAAGACUGCGUCAGGGCCUACCACACGACCACCUACAAAGCUGCUGCCGCCAUGCUGGCGGAGGGAUGUCGGCCAAGCACUUCCUACAACUGGCUUUCAGGGCGGAGCCUCAACGAUGAGCGCUUCUUUUGUGUGACGCUCCUGAGCCCGAUUGCCUUUGGCUUCCCACAAGGCGAGUGGAAGAGGCGGAUGCUCCUCAACAACUUUGGGAGGGAGGCCGGAGGAGAUGAGGGUUCACCCAAGAGCUGCCGGAGUUGCAAAAGCACACGGAGCAAUAGCAGCGACUGGGUGCGGGAGCAACGCGCUCAAGUUUGCCUGGUGGUGGACGUCCCAGUGCCCUCGCUGCGAGAUGCGCGGACGGCGCCAGAGCAGCGCCACAACGAGAGCAUCAGGUCUGAGAACCGGAAUGUGCACUACAUCCCUGAGAGCUUUCUGCAAAACAUGGGCGUGCAUGCCCUGCCGGCGGACAGCAUUGUCUAUGCCUUCCAGUUGGAGGACAUCCCCACCGAGGCAGUCGAUCUGAGUGAUCUUUCUCCUUCAAAAGCGUUCGACUUCGCGGCGAAGGUGCAACCACGGGUGGACAAGGCGGCAAGGGACCUUGAUCUUUUCGAGCUCGCGUGGCUAUUGGAGCUGGGUGGCAAGAUGAGACACACGGAGCGUGACCACGUCUGCCAGAUCCUGAACGUGUUUGCAAGGCACACCGCGAACCCCGGCGGGUUGAAGUUCGGCAUCUUCGACGGCAAGUCGGCGUGGAAGGCCAGGGAGUCUGGCUUGUCAUUGGCAGACAUGAAGCAGAUCUUCUGGCGUUGGGUCCGCGACGGCAACUUCGACAUGCAGGACCUUCUGCAAGCUGGAUGCCCUCUUACCGAGUUUCGAGAAGCCGGCUGGAAAGCCUGCUCACUGAAACAGCAGGGGCUGUUUGAUGCUGCGGAGCUCCGAGGUGCUGGCUACACUGCUCAAGAGCUGAGGGAAGCGAGCUACAGCAGCGAGGAGCUGCAUGCUGGCGGCUACACUCUGGAAGAGCUUCAAGCGGGCGGCUGCACCCCCAAGGACGUGCGUGGGCUCGGCUACUCCUUGCAGCAGAUGCGCACAGCCGGGUACACGGCCGAGCAGCUGCGUGCUUGCGGGUUCCCAGCAGAUCAGCUGCGGGAGGGAGGCUACAGAGCAGGGGAGCUGCGAGUGGCAGGCUACUCUAUCCUCCAGCUGCGAACCGGCGGCUACACCGUCCAGGAGGUGAACUUGGCCGGCUACACUCGCAUGGGUGGAAUCCAGCAGCUUCGUGCUGCAGGGUACACCGCCGAGGAGUUGCGCAACGGUGGCUACACAGCCCAG
Molecule: messenger RNA, 1431 nt
Organism: Symbiodinium sp. CCMP2456
Lineage: Eukaryota; Dinophyceae; Suessiales; Symbiodiniaceae
Source: the annotation of a GenBank genome assembly